AUGGGAGAAUUGAAUUUCUUCCUCGGGUUGCAAAUCAAACAGAGGAAGAAUGGGAUCUUCAUAUCUCAAACAAAGUAUCUUAGAGAACUUCUAAAGAAAUAUGGUUUGGAGCAAGCCAAGAGUACAAAUACACCUAUGAGCUCAACUAUAUCAUUGGACGUGGACGAGAAUGGCAAGGAUGUGAACUUGACUAAAUAUAGAGGGAUGAUUGGAUCACUACUCUACCUCACAGCAAGCAGACCAGACAUUCAGUUUAGCGUAGGAAUGUGUGCCAGAGAUCAUUUAGCUCCCAAGCAAUCAUAUGAAGAAGCCGUCAAGAGAAUCCUCAGAUAUCUUGUCGGUACACAAAGUUUGGGAAUCUAG
Molecule: messenger RNA, 363 nt
Organism: Neltuma alba
Lineage: Eukaryota; Viridiplantae; Streptophyta; Magnoliopsida; Fabales; Fabaceae
Exons: 1
Coding region: 1-363 (120 amino acids)
Source: RefSeq, a predicted model, not a curated record